Penicillium verrucosum is the source of this 513-nucleotide messenger RNA. RefSeq lists its product as uncharacterized. The transcript has 2 exons. The record is from RefSeq and is a predicted model, not a curated record. Lineage: Eukaryota; Fungi; Ascomycota; Eurotiomycetes; Eurotiales; Aspergillaceae. The coding region runs from base 1 to 513 and encodes 170 amino acids.
AUGCCUACAAGGUUUAUCCCGGUGCCAACCUUGACGUCAUGGAAGGAAUCGUUCGAAAUCGAAGACUGCGAGGUCAACAACAAUGAGAUUGAUAUCUCAGACAAUCUACCUCUUGAUUUGUCAAUCCCUACGACUUUGGAACACCGAGUUCUAGAAAACAACGCUCCAAAGAUCAAUGCUCCGUCCGACGAUCACUCUUUCCACAUUCCGUCUGAUUACCUUCUUCCCCAUCCCGAUACCUUUGAGCUCACCGAUGACGACGACGAUGUUGAAAUGGCGGGUAGUUUUGGUAGGUUUAUGGAGGCACAACGGGAGGAUAAUGGUGUCCACUUUGAAGCAGGUGGAUCGGGGGCUCUCGUGGAGCCACAAUCUGCUUCCCGUCAGGUUGUCAAUCAGGAUUUUCGCUUGGAUUUCUCCCAUCUUGAUCUUGUUCCGGAUGGCUCGCCUAAUCCAAAUUACGUCCCUACAACGAGAGAUCGUUCAUCUGAUCUAGAUGCUGCCUCUGGCCAAUGA